Molecule: messenger RNA, 1212 nt
Organism: Ustilaginoidea virens
Lineage: Eukaryota; Fungi; Ascomycota; Sordariomycetes; Hypocreales; Clavicipitaceae
Exons: 3
Coding region: 1-1212 (403 amino acids)
Biological process (GO): pyrimidine nucleotide-sugar transmembrane transport
Cellular component (GO): intracellular membrane-bounded organelle; Golgi membrane
Molecular function (GO): pyrimidine nucleotide-sugar transmembrane transporter activity
Source: RefSeq, a predicted model, not a curated record
AUGGCAUCCAAAGGCGCGAUACCCUUUCUCGUGGCAAUGAUGCUGCUCACAGGAGUCUGCAAUACGCUCCUGACCAAAUAUCAGGACAAGCAGUGUGUUCGCGACUGUGACGGAAGACGACCUGUGCUAUUCGAACAACCCGUGCUGCAAACGGCGCAGAUGUUUGUCGGUGAAAUGGGCUGCUGGCUAGUCAUCGCGCUGCUGGCGUUGUAUCGGAAGCUAGUUUCAAAGUCACCUCCCGAAAGUCGCGGCUAUCUCACCGUGGGGACGACGGACGUUUUCCAGGAUGAGCAAGGUGGAAUACCCAAUGCGACCGACACCUCCGUCCUCCGCGGCUUUCGGAUUCUUCUCCUGGCGCUGCCAGCCGUGUGCGACAUCUGCGGCACAACCUUGAUGAACGCGGGACUUCUUCUUGUUGCCGCAUCCAUCUACCAGAUGACCCGCGGUGCCUUGGUGUUGUUUGUCGGUCUUUUCAGCGUCAUGUUCCUUCGAAGGCGGCUAUAUCUGUUCCAGUGGCUUUCCCUUGUUGGCGUUGUGCUAGGCGUCGCUGUCGUAGGCUUAGCAGGCGCUAUCUGGCCCGAUGAGAAGAAGCCCUCGCAAAGCAUCGGGAGCGCUGAGUCCGGAAAUACAAGCGAAGGGGCCCUUUCGGAUGCCAGCAGAGCCAUUGUCGGGGUGCUUCUGAUUGCUGGUGCGCAAAUCUUUACCGCAACACAGUUUGUCCUUGAAGAAUGGAUGUUGGAGAACUCGUCAAUUGAGCCUAUCAAGGUCGUUGGCUGGGAGGGAAUAUUUGGUCUCUCCGUCACAUUGUUGGCCAUGGUUUCGAUGCAUUUCCUGGUUGGACGGACAGAGGCAGGAAAGUACGGCCCCUUUGACAUGGUCGAGGGGUUUCGACAAAUGUCGCAGCGCAGGAUUUUGGUUUCCAGUCUCCUCAUUAUGAUCAGCAUUGGCGGUUUUAAUUUCUUUGGCCUUUCGGUUACACGAAGUGUCAGCGCAACAUCACGAUCAACAAUCGACACCUGUCGAACCCUCUUCAUCUGGAUCGUUUCCUUGGGUCUAGGCUGGGAGACGUUCAAAUCUCUUCAGAUUGUCGGGUUCGCCAUGCUUGUCUACUCCACCUUCGUUUUCAACGGCAUUGUUCAACCUCCAUUCAGAAGCCUCCGCGUCGACGAGGAAGUGGAAGAGCUGCUUCCCGAGGAACCCUUGGGGCAUUGA